GUUUCUGAACACCAGUAACAGUAACAGUAACAGACAGCAGGAAGACAUGGCGAAACUCUGUGUUUAUAUCAACUGUGCUUUUGUGCUUGUGUUCGGGUUGUCCUCCGUGUCUGUCCCGGCUGAGGCUUCUCCUGAGCAGACGAAGACGGUGGAGUUCAACGUUAGACCGGGAGGAGUGGUGUACACAUUCUCCGAGGCAUUUAGGGAUUAUGAAUGUUCCUUCACUUACGCUUCACAAGGGGGAACCAAUGAGCAAUGGCUGAUGAGCGUUGGCCUGAGUGAUGAUGACACUCUGUUUUCCUGUUCUGUGUGGAGGCCUCAGGGGAAAUCUUACCUGUUUUUCACUCAGUUCAAAGCUGAACUCAAGGGAACCAAGAUUGAAUACGCCAACGCUUAUUCGCAGUCUGCAGCAGCAGGACACAGUGACGUUCCCUUGAGGCCGGAGGAAUUUGCCAUCAAAGACUCAACAGUGACCCACAACGAAGGAAGGUUCAGUGCUCAACUCUCCAAAUUGAUCGCCAUCGGACGGACACGACACGACGAGCUGUAAGCGGUCAGAAGGGUGACCUGGCUUUGUUCAUGCUGUGACCAGUCACGGCUCUGAGUUGGGGGCUCAGUGUCCGUCCCUCAUCAAUGAGGGGUGGAUUUGGAAAAUGUUCCUCCUAAAUGACAAGUCAAAAAUUGAAGUAGGACAAUACUGAUGCUCUGAUACGGCCUAUGCAGCAGUUUGUGUGUGGUGAAUUAUUAUUUUUUUUUUUUUCCAAGAUGGUAGAUUUAUGCUACUUUUGACAAAAAUAAUUAAACAGCAAGCAGCUGGUGGAGUAUCCCAUUUUCCCUCGCUCUCUUUUUUUUUUUUUACAUAAUGUCCUAGUUAAAUUUAUGCCACAAGAUUAAGUGUUUCCAUAGUUUGUGAGGCUCUUAUAUUUACAGCAAAUAAAUCUGCCCUGAUCCACCGGGGACGUAUGUGAAUGUAUAGGGGAUUGGAGUCUGGAGGUUUUGUUGAGUAUAGAUAACACAUUUAGAAUUGGGAAAGGAUUUAUCCAUCUUGUGUAAUCCUGAGAGGAAAGUGAGUAAUCCCCAAUAUCGUCAUGGCACACACAUAAACAAUUACAUUUUGCCCAGUCUCAUUCUGUUCUAAAGCUGCUGUUGAGCCAACGCCCCAGUCUCUGUUUAUCUUCAUCUGUUCCAGAUAACUCACAUUUGAUCCUCCAUAAUCACAAUUCAGUAUUAUUUGUGAUAAGUCUUUGUUUUGUGCUUGCUUUUUGGGCCAGAAGUGAUACUUAUCAUAUGGAAUUAAAGGUCCAGUUUAAAACAAUUAGUUGGGUUUAUGGUCAUAAACUGAAUAUACUUCUCAUAAGUGUAAAAAAAUACUUUAAAAUACCUUUAUAGUAAGAUUCCUACACACACGUUAGGCAGGGGCCUUACUUUACAGGCUGACAUUUCGCACUGCCAGUUUCUGUAGUAACCCAAAUGGAAGUAGCAGAAGCUUGCCAUGCAAACAAAAACGGCUCCACCCACAUAAACCAGAUGCAUAAACUAAUUAAGGAGAAAGUGGAGAGCGGAAGAAAGGAAAUUGUUCUGUAUUGAAAUCCUUUUUGUAAAGGCCACUGUAGUUUCCUGACACUUUUGGAUAAUGGAGAGGUGAAGGUAGGAGUCUCAUUAAUUCUUGCACUCUGGACACACUGAAGCAUUUGUAGCAAACUGUCAAACAAUACCAGUGCAAAGUUGUUGUUUAAAAACCUGAAAUUACAAAGAAAUAUAAAAGUUCUCAAACCUCCAAA
Solea solea (common sole) is the source of this 1781-nucleotide messenger RNA. It is a transcript of the gene mydgf, whose product is annotated as myeloid-derived growth factor. NCBI's taxonomy places the organism in Eukaryota, Metazoa, Chordata, Actinopteri, Pleuronectiformes, Soleidae. Gene Ontology annotation, biological process: positive regulation of endothelial cell proliferation; positive regulation of angiogenesis. The coding region runs from base 47 to 550 and encodes 167 amino acids. The transcript is spliced from 6 exons. The record is from RefSeq and is a predicted model, not a curated record.